Messenger RNA from Staurois parvus, 495 nucleotides. NCBI's taxonomy places the organism in Eukaryota, Metazoa, Chordata, Amphibia, Anura, Ranidae. The record is from the annotation of a GenBank genome assembly.
GCACCGGGCCCCCGGGCGGAGCGGCAGGCAGCUCGGGCACCCCGGCGGGGCGACAGGCAGCGGGCCCCCAGGCGGGCGACAGGCACCAGGCCCCCCAGGCGGGGCGACAGGCACCGGGCCCCCAGGCGGGGCGACAGGCACCGGGCCCCCAGGGCGGGGCGACAGGUCUCGGGCCCCCAGGCGGGGCGACAGGUCUCGGGCCCUCAGGCGGAGCGGCGGGCGCCGGACCCCCAGAUGGAGCGACAGGUCUCGGGCCCUCAGGCGGAGCGGCGGGGCGCCGGACCCCCAGAUGGAGCGACAGGUCUCGGGCCCUCAGGCGGAGCGGCGGGCGCCGGACCCCCAGAUGGAGCGACAGGUCUCGGGCCCUCAGGCGGAGCGGCGGGCGCCGGACCCCCAGAUGGAGCGACAGGUCUCGGGCCCUCAGGCGGAGCAACAGGUCUCGGGCCCCCAGGCGAAGCGGCGGGCACCGAGUCACCAGGCACGACAGUGGGCACC